AUGCACUCUCCCCCGAAUCCGACUACCUCCUUGCCCUUUGUUAACGGCCACUCCUCACCUCUUGCGCAUAACAUGGUCAGCGCAGACGACAUGACCGCCCGUAGUGAAAGCGAACUAUCCGACUCCGCCAACACUCGCGCCGCCGCUCUCGAGUCCACAAGUGACGGUCGGAGUCCCGCACAGGACGACCAGAACGAUGAUGAGGCGAUGUCGGAGUCUUCUCAGAGCGAGGACGCCGAGGGAUCAGAAGACGCAGACUACGAGUCCGAAUCCCCUCCACCCGCCGAGGAGGACGAGCAAUCCUCGUCGGAGGAGUCGGCGAGACCCCGGAAGCGGAAGGCUAGUGUUGAAGAUGAGGACUACAUCAUGAAGGAUCCGGAGCUAUAUGGCCUCCGGCGAAGCGGCCGCGCUCGAUCGAACCGCCGCUUGAUCGAGAGCAGUUCGGAAGAGGACGACUCGGACUCUGACCCAGUCAACCCCCGGAGUCGGAAGAAGCGCAGGACUGCCGCGCCCGCCAGAGCCUCGCGUCGUGCCUCUCCUGACCCUCCCUCGUCUCCUGCGAGCGAAUCCGACUCGGACGAUGCCUACGUUGGCAGCCGCCGGAACGCUCCCACGAAGAAGCAACGGCAGCGUCAGCUGCUUGUCGCGGCGGGGCGGGCCCCACCUUCACAAGCUGAAGUCCGCUUCUCGACGCGAGCUGCCGCAAAGGUCACAAGCUAUAAUGAAGAUGACGAUGAUGAUAUGUUCAGCGAGGAGGAAUCCGACGAGGCGACACCAAACUAUUACUAUGUCGCUGAAGAAGAUGAUACCCCCAUUAUCGACAAAGUUAUCCUCCAUCGGCGCAAAGAAGGCAUCGAUGAGGACAUGUCAAAUCUUACCAAGCAUGAUUUUGAAUACCUAAUCAAAUGGCAGGGCAAGGCCCCUUUCCAUGCCACAUACGAGAGCUUCUCCUCCUUAUCUUCUUACAAAGGGUUCCGUAAAGUCGAGAACUAUUAUCGAAAGAUUGUUCUAGAGGAGGUUAGCAUUAUGGGUGAUCCCGACGUCCCGUCGGAAGAGAAGGAGAAGUGGAACCUCGACCGGGAGAAGGUGGAAGACCUUUACGCAGACUCUCGGCAAGUUGAGCGUGUCAUUGGUCAGCAAGAGGGCGAGGAGGAAACCGAAUACUACGUCAAGUGGAAAGCGCUUCCCUACGAGGAGUGUACCUGGGAGCCUGCCUCACUGGUCAGCCAGCUGUCGCAAAAUGAAAUCGACCGCUAUCUGGACAGGUCAUCGAAACUUCCGGUCACUGACAAGCGCGAGUCGAACCCCCAGACUCGUCGCAAGUACGUCGCCAUCCGGGAACAGCCUGAUUACAUCAAGUUUGGUCAGCUCCGAGAUUUCCAGCUCCGCGGUGUCAGCUUUCUUGCGUUCCACUGGUGCAAAGGGGACAAUGCCAUCCUCGCCGACGAGAUGGGUCUGGGCAAGACUGUUCAGACGGUAUCCUUCAUGAACUGGCUACGUCAUGAUCGUGGCCAGCAGGGGCCUUUCGUCGUCGUCGUGCCGCUGUCGACUAUGCCUGCUUGGGCAGAGACGUUCGACAACUGGGCGCCUGAUAUGAACUAUGUUGUCUACAACGGAAACGAGCCCUCGCGUAAGAUCAUUCGGGAGUACGAGAUGCUCGUGGACGGCAAUGUUAAGAAGACCAAGUUUCAUGUCCUCCUUACCACGUACGAGUAUGUUCUUGCGGACUCGUCUUUCUUGUCUCAGAUCAAGUGGCAGUUCAUGGCUGUUGACGAGGCACAUCGCCUCAAAAACCGCGAAUCGCAGUUGUAUGCCAAGUUGAUGGAUUUUGGAGCGCCCAGUAGGCUCUUGAUUACGGGUACCCCGAUGCAAAAUACAUUGGGCGAACUGUCCGCCCUGAUGGAUUUCAUCAUGCCUGGCAAGAUCGAAGUCGACGAGGACAUUGACCUGCAGUCUGAGUCGGCUAGUCAAAAGAUCGCCGAGCUCACCUCUGCUAUCAGUCCCUACAUGAUCCGCCGAACGAAGCAGAAGGUUGAGAAUGAUCUGCCGCCCAAGACAGAGAAAAUUAUCCGCGUCGAACUUUCUGAUAUCCAAUUGGAGUACUACAAGAACAUUUUGACCAGGAACUACGCUGCUCUGAAUGCCGCUGGCAAAGGGCCGAAGCAGUCUUUACUCAACAUUAUGAUGGAGCUGAAGAAGGCCAGUAAUCAUCCUUACAUGUUCCCCGGUGCCGAGGAGCGUCUUCUUGCCGGUGGCGAGAGAAGGGAAGAUCAGCUCAGGGCUCUUGUCACUAGCAGUGGCAAGAUGAUGCUCAUUGAUCAGCUCCUCACCAAGCUCAAAAAAGACAACCACCGCGUCCUCAUUUUCAGUCAAAUGGUCAAGAUGCUUGAUAUCCUUGGGGACUACCUUCAGCUACGUGGUUAUCAGUUUCAGAGACUGGACGGCACCAUCACGUCCGGUGCACGACGACAGGCUAUUGACCACUUCAACGCCCCAGAGAGUGCCGAUUUCUGCUUCUUGCUUUCUACCAGAGCCGGUGGUCUGGGCAUUAACCUGAUGACUGCAGACACCGUAAUCCUGUUCGACUCCGACUGGAACCCUCAAGCUGACCUGCAGGCCAUGGCGCGUGCGCACCGUAUUGGACAGAAAAAUCCGGUUACUGUCUACCGACUUGUCUCCAAAGACACUGUAGAGGAGGAAGUACUGGAGCGAGCCCGGAACAAGCUCAUGCUCGAGUACAUCACCAUUCAACGUGCUGUCACAGAUAAUGGUGACAAGGAGGCUUUCGACCGGAUCAAGGCGGCUGUGGCAGAGCCUACCUCAUCGGAAGACAUCAACCGCAUUCUCAAGAAACGUGGCCAAAAGAUGUUUGAGCAAAGCGGCAACCAAAAGAAACUUGAAGAGCUCGACAUCGAUGCGGUCCUUGAAAAUGCCGAAGAACACAAGACCGAGCAACCAGAGGGGAUCACUACCGACGGUGGCGAGGAAUUCCUCAAAAGUUUCGAGUACACCGAUGUCAAGCUUGACUUGGAAUGGGACGACAUCAUUCCCAAGGACCAGUUGGAUGAACUCAAGGCCGACGAGGAGAAGAAGAAGGAAGCCGAAUAUCUGGCCUCAGUCAUUGAGCAAAAUGCUCCGAGGAAGCGGAAAGCACCCAACGAAGAAAGGGAACAGAGAGCGGCAAAGAAGAGGGCCCGUCAAGCUGCACAGGAAGCUGCUGAAGCAAACCAAUCUGGAGACGAGUCCUCUCCGGACGAUGACCCCAAGCGUCCCUUGUCUGAAAAGGAGAUCCGCAACCUCAUUCGAGCUCAUGAGAAAUACGGCUCUAUCGAUGAACGUGGCCAAGACAUGGUUCGGGAUGCCAAGCUCACAGGUCGUGAUAUGGCUGUUGUCAAAUCAACCCUGAACGACGUUAUCGAGCAUUGCCAUAGCUUACUCAAAGAAGAGCAAGCUAAGGCCGAAGCGGCUGCUCGUGAGAACAACAAAAUCUUGACCAAGAAAGACAAGAAGGCAAUUCUCUUUGACUACAAGGGCGUCAAGCGGCUCAACGCGGAAACGAUCCUAGAGAGGCCCGUUGAGAUGCGGUUAAUCAAGGAAGCUGUCAACUCGGUCAAUGAUUGGCACACGUUCAGAGUCAACGGCGCAACCAAACCGGCCCAUUACACUUGUGACUGGGGUGCUCGCGAAGAUGGGAUGCUCAUGGUUGGCAUCUCGAAGCAUGGUUAUGGUGCGUGGGUGGCUAUUCGAGAUGAUGCAGAACUUGGAAUGACUGGCAAACUUUUCCUCGAAGAACACCGUGUGGACAAGAAAGAGGAGCGCAGCAAAACCGAGGAGAAGAACGCGAAGUCACCAGGAGCAGUGCAUCUUGUCCGCCGAGCCAACUAUCUCAUAAGUGUCCUCAAAGACAAGGUCAACGACAAAACGGAAGCGUCCUCGAAGAGGGCCGUCGACAACCGUAAUAAGAGACUAGGUACAUCCCACCGGCGCCAAGAGAAGGCCGGCAGCGGCUCUGCAAGCCCGGGACCUGCAAACCUGCGCAAGAUAAGCCGAGAACAGGAGAGGGCUCGUCACCGCGGACACAGCCAGAGUGAACACCGCCACAGUGUGGACCGUCGCUUGCAAGUUGAACGAAACGGUACGCCAGAGAUUCGCCGUAAGACAAGCGGAGAUCUCGAUGAAAGACACAAGCACCGCAAGUCAGAGGACCGGUCUCACGGCCACAGCCACAGUCAUAGUCACGGCCAUUCUCACUCUCAUUCCCACUCGCACUCUCACUCACAUGGCCAUACUCACAGCCAGAGCCAGCUUCGGCGGAGUGAUUCUAACACUGUCAACGGGCACACUGGCAACGAAGAUCCUCUGGCUAAGCUUCUUAAACCGAUUCAGGCGAGCUUGGUGUCAUUGAAAGGAUGCACUGCCUCAGCAUACCCUGAUAAAGUGGAGAGAUCUUCCAAGAUGAAGAAGGAAUUCAUGACUGUUGGAAACUUCAUCACUCGUGAACUGCGGGAGAAGACAAGUCCGACUCAACGAGCACGUUUGUGGUAA
Messenger RNA from Aplosporella prunicola CBS 121167, 4545 nucleotides. RefSeq lists its product as uncharacterized. Bases 1 to 4545 code for a protein of 1514 amino acids. The transcript is spliced from 6 exons. Gene Ontology annotation, cellular component: chromatin; nucleus. NCBI's taxonomy places the organism in Eukaryota, Fungi, Ascomycota, Dothideomycetes, Botryosphaeriales, Aplosporellaceae. Gene Ontology annotation, biological process: nucleosome organization; regulation of transcription by RNA polymerase II. The record is from RefSeq and is a predicted model, not a curated record. Gene Ontology annotation, molecular function: ATP hydrolysis activity; ATP binding; ATP-dependent chromatin remodeler activity.